Molecule: messenger RNA, 1040 nt
Organism: Daldinia loculata
Lineage: Eukaryota; Fungi; Ascomycota; Sordariomycetes; Xylariales; Hypoxylaceae
Product: DUF572-domain-containing protein
Exons: 5
Coding region: 1-870 (289 amino acids)
Biological process (GO): mRNA splicing, via spliceosome
Cellular component (GO): U2-type catalytic step 1 spliceosome
Source: RefSeq, a predicted model, not a curated record
AUGUCUGAACGAAAAGUUCUCACCAAGUACUACCCCCCUGACUUCGAUCCAAGUCAGAUCAAGAGGGUUAAGGGGCCUAAAAAUGCUGGCCCGAAGGUUCAGACUGUCCGCCUGGCGGCACCAUUGUAUGUGAAGUUCUUCAAAUGGAGUGAGCUACGUAUUAACACCUGGCAGUUCUAUGAAAUGUACUACAUGUGGAGAGUAUAUCUACAAAGGCAGAAAGGAUUCUACAUCAGAUGUACAAGAUGCAGCGGACAAAUCACAUUCAAGACAGAUCCCAAGAACCAAGACUACGCCUGCGAGAGUGGAGCAAAACGGAGCACGGAGCCAUGGCGAGUAGGAAUUGACGAGACAGACGAAGAGCGGUUGGACAGGUUAGAGAAGGAGGAAGAGGAGCGCAAUGCCAUGGUAGAGCUCGAAGCCAAGACCGUAGACGCGAAGCGUGAGAUGGCGGUCGCGGACGCGCUAGAUGAGAUACGCACGAGGAAUGCCCGGUUAGAACGUGCGAACCAGGAUGGCGUAGAAGUGGGCGUUGCGCUACCCAUCGAUAACGAAGCGGAGCGGCAAGAGAAAGAAGACGCAGAGGCGGCAAGGAGGGCUUUUGAGUUCGCGAGGCAGGUCGACCGCAUGACGGCAGACGUUAUAGACGAGGAAAUGGAUGACGUGGCGUCCGCUUCGACGUCGGCGCUCACGCCUGGAAGUAGCGGUAACGGUAGCAGUGCCCCUGAGGCACAACCGGCAACAGCGUCAUCGUCGUCGGCAAAUGCGCCAUCCAAGGACAUGCCACCCCCAUCGUUUAAGCGGGUUGUAAAGAAGAAAAAGGAUCACGCGGCAGCGCUCGGUAUUAAGAAGAAGGCCCCUCUUGUAUAAAUGAGUCGAGAUUGCAAUUAAUUAUGACGGCCCGGGUGGCAUGUGAUGGCAUAGCAUAGCAUAGCGACGGAUAUUAGGCCGGUUUGCGAAUUACAACACGGAGCCGCGACUCUGUCCAAUAAUGAAGAUAAUCUUAACCAUGACAAACGUAUCUCCAUACUUGGCCGUCU